Molecule: messenger RNA, 1029 nt
Organism: Danio aesculapii
Lineage: Eukaryota; Metazoa; Chordata; Actinopteri; Cypriniformes; Danionidae
Gene: prph2b
Product: peripherin 2b (retinal degeneration, slow)
Exons: 3
Coding region: 1-1029 (342 amino acids)
Biological process (GO): visual perception
Cellular component (GO): membrane
Source: RefSeq, a predicted model, not a curated record
AUGGCUUUGAUGCCUGUAAAAUUUGACUUGGCCAAGCGAGUCAAGCUGGCCCAAGGACUUUGGCUACUGUACUGGCUUUCUGUCAUGGCUGGGAUCCUCAUCUUCAGCACGGGCAUCUUCUUCAAGAUAGAGCUGCGUAAAAGAAGUGAGAUGAUGGAUAACAACGAGAGCCAUUUUGUACCCAACCUUCUCAUUCUGGUGGGACUUGUGGCGUGUGGUGUCAACACUUUUGGGGGAAAAGUGUGCCAUGAUUCCCUUGACACAGUCAAGUUCACCAAAUGGAAAACUAUGCUGAAGGCCUACAUGAGUGGAUGUGUGAUAUUCUGCAUUGCCCUCUUUGUCACGGCUCUGCUGUGUUUCUUGAUGCAGAUCUCUCUGCACUUUGCCCUGGCUGAAGGCCUGAAGAAUGGAAUGAAGUAUUACAAAGACACCGACACACCUGGACGGUGCUUCAUGAAGAGAACCCUGGAUAUGACCCAGAUUGAGUUUCGCUGCUGUGGCAACAACAACUACAAGGAUUGGUUUGAGAUCCAAUGGAUUAGCAACCGUUACUUGGACUUCAGCAAUGAUGAAAUUAAAGACCGUGUCCAGAGCAAUGUGGAAGGCAAAUUCUUAAUGGACAGCGUUCCCUUCAGCUGCUGCAACCCUGGCUCCCCUCGGCCCUGCAUCCAACACCACCUGACCAACAACUCCGCUCACUACAGCUAUGACCACCACACAGAGGACCUCAACGUCUGGACCAAAGGUUGUCGUGAGGCCCUGUUGUCCUACUAUGGGGGCAUGAUGAACAGUAUUGGUGCUUUUGUGCUGCUGUUCAUUAUUAUGCAGGCUGUCGUGACUGUUGGCUUGCAAUACCUGAGUACCUCACUGGAAACCCUGACAGACCCAGAGAAUCCCGAGAGUGAAAGUGAGGGUUGGUUGCUGGAGAAGAGUCUGAAGGAGACACUUUCAGAUCUCAUGACCAAGAUCAAGUCUCCGUUUAAAGGCAGCCAGGUAGAGGAGGGAGAUGCAGAAGCAGCUCCUACAUAA